This is a messenger RNA of Gigantopelta aegis, 1069 nucleotides long. RefSeq names its product probable inactive tRNA-specific adenosine deaminase-like protein 3. Gene Ontology annotation, cellular component: nucleus; cytoplasm. The record is from RefSeq and is a predicted model, not a curated record. Gene Ontology annotation, molecular function: tRNA-specific adenosine-34 deaminase activity. The coding region runs from base 46 to 1038 and encodes 330 amino acids. NCBI's taxonomy places the organism in Eukaryota, Metazoa, Mollusca, Gastropoda, Neomphalida, Peltospiridae. The transcript has 9 exons.
UUCUUCACUUGUCUCAAUUCACACCACCCUCACAUCAAAUUCACCAUGGAGAUUAGCCAAGACUGGGCACCAUUCCUGGAUGUAAAAGUGAUUAGUGAUGAUGAUGUGAAACUUCAGCCAGAACCGGUGCUGGAUGAGUUGUACUACAGACCUGUCAGUUUGGUUGAUGUAUAUGCAUGUGUUAUUGAAAACCGGAAAGAAACAUCUAAGCUUGUAAAGCAACUGUCAGUUGAUCUUCCCCUGGGAGAAUUGCAACAUUUAAAAAGAGUUAAAUCUAUAAAAGAUGACCAUCUUGAAAUCAUCCUCGGUGUGAAGUCUUAUGUGGAAGAGUGCUGUAAACUGAGUGAAGUUAAGAGUCGUUACAACUCACUUGGAAAACCUUUCCUCGUUAAGGUUCCUGCUGUGGCACCAGAGACGAGAAAGCAAUAUGAAGAAUCAAUCCAGUGGUGGCCAGUGUCAUUCCAUGAGGACAAAAAAAUUGCUCAUCUCCUGUCUGGUAACUAUUUUUCUGAUGAUUCUCUUGACAUAGUCUAUAAACACAUGGAUCAAGCCAUUGACUUGGCACGGAAAGCCAAAGAGAAAAAUCAGAAACCUGUAGGAGCCAUCAUUGUAGACCCUGUUACGGACACUGUUAUUGCCAAGUCACAUGACCUGAGUUGUGGGGAUCACCCACUACAACAUGCUGUCAUGGUAGCAGUUGAUUUGGUUGCUCGGUCACAACAGGGAGGGAUAUGGAACCUUGAAGAUGAAGACAUGUUUUAUUGUGAUUGCACAAGGUCUCUAACAGAAGAAGAAAAGAAAUCUGGACCAUACUUGUGUACAGGAUAUGACCUGUAUGUUACAAGGGAACCAUGUGUCAUGUGCUCAAUGGCUCUAGUACAUUCACGUAUCAGUCGGGUAUUUUACGGCAGUACUCAAGAGUUUGGUGCUCUUGGCACCAGGUACAAGAUACACUGUCAGAGAGGUCUCAACCACCAUUAUGAAGUCUUCAGAUUUGUUUAUAGGGAAGAAUGUAGUGAUCUCUUUGAAAAUGGUUAACAUGUAACUCAAAAUAUAUUAUAUUUUAUUU